Molecule: messenger RNA, 9014 nt
Organism: Leucoraja erinaceus (little skate)
Lineage: Eukaryota; Metazoa; Chordata; Chondrichthyes; Rajiformes; Rajidae
Gene: zbtb47b
Product: zinc finger and BTB domain containing 47b
Biological process (GO): regulation of transcription by RNA polymerase II
Cellular component (GO): nucleus
Molecular function (GO): RNA polymerase II cis-regulatory region sequence-specific DNA binding; protein binding; DNA-binding transcription factor activity, RNA polymerase II-specific
Source: RefSeq, a predicted model, not a curated record
CACAGCCCCGGGACCCCGGCCCACAGUCCCCACCACAGCCCCGGGACCCCGGCCCACAGUCCCCACCACAGCCCCGGGACCCCGGCCCACAGUCCCCACCACAGCCCCGGGACCCCGGCCCACAGUCCCCACCACAGCCCCGGGACCCCGGCCCACAGUCCCCAUCUCUGCCCACAUCGCCCCGGCCCACAGACCCCGGCCCCUCGCCCCCAGUCUACAGCACCGGCUCCCGGACCCCUCACCGAGCGCUGGCCGGGGAGCGGGGACACAGGCUGCCGACUACCCCGGCACAUGGACAGCUCCGGGACGCUGCCUCAAGAUGCUGAUAGUUGAAAAGACCACUGACUACCCUUCCACUGAGUAUUCUCUGGUGGAAGAUGUUGCUCUGCACUUUACUUGUUUGAUGGACAGACUGAACGAGCAGCGCCUAUUCCAGCCAGACCUGUGCGACGUUGACAUUGUCCUGGUGCGGCAGAAGAACACUUUCCCCGCCCACAAAGGGGUGCUUGCGGCCUACAGCCAGUUCUUUCACUCCCUCUUCACGCAAAACAAGCAGCUUCAGCGCGUCGAACUCUCGCUGGAGGCGCUGACCUCGCAAGGGUUCCAGCAGAUCCUGAACUUCAUCUACACGUCCAAGCUGCUGGUAAAUGCCUGCAACGUGCAGGAUGUUCUGAAUGCCGCCGCCGUCCUGCAGAUGAAUGACAUUGCCACGUCCUGUCAAGAGUUGAUAGACAGCCGGUCCUUGAACCUGACGACGGUGGUGAGCGACAUGUCAAAGCAGGAGAGCCACGGCAAUCCUCUCGGCUCUCAGUUCUACCGCGAGAUCAAGCAGGAGGUGGACUCGCAUCACAAGAUCUACGCCAGGGAGGGCAACAACCCCUACUCGGUGCGGGUAGAGGACAACACUGGGAAGCAGCACUCGCAGCUACAGCAGAAGCAGCAGUAUUACAAGGAGGAGAACGACAGCCAGGCAGUGUGCAAGAUGGAGGGCGACGGCGAUCUGGACUCGGACUCGGACAGCCGCAGCUCAUACAACCGUGAGCAGAUCAUCGUCGAGGUCAACCUCAACAACCAGACCCUGAACGUCUCCAAGGGCAAUGAAGGCAUGUCCUCGCCUUUGGAGACAACGGCCGUGCUGGGGAGGUGCCCCGAGGAGGACGAGGAGGAGGACGAAGAUGAGGAGGACGAGGAAGAGGAGGAGGAGGAGGAAGAAGAUGAGGAAGAUGAGGACGAAGAUGCCGACGUUGGGGACGAGGAAGAAGAUGAGGAGGACAUCAGCGAGGAAGAGGAGGACGCGGAGGAGAGCGAAGAAGACGGGAACAACGACGACAAUAAUCCCGCAACUACUGAGGUCAAGACUGAGAGCGGCCAAACUACCAGGAGGACAGCAAGAGCUUCAACUGCCUCCAAGGCGCCGCCUCCUGUGGCCUCCAGCAGGUCGCGGAGACGGGCCAAGCAAGAAGUGACCACUCGAGGCAGGAAGAGAAAGAAGGACUCCGAUAGCACGAAUCAGAAGGUGAAAAUUGAGGAGAAACAGAACUACCCCUGCAAAAAGUGCCCCCGGGUCUUCAAUAACCGUUGGUACUUAGAAAAGCACAUGAAUGUCACACACAGCCGAAUGCAGAUCUGUGACAAGUGUGGCAAGAGAUUUGUACUGGAGAGUGAACUGUCACUGCAUCACCAGACUGACUGUGAGAAAAGUAUUCAGUGUGUCACCUGUGGGAAGGCUUUUAAGAAGCUCUGGUCCCUUCACGAGCACAAUAAAAUAGUCCACGGUUAUGCAGAGAAAAAAUUCUCCUGUGAAAUCUGCGAAAAGAAAUUUUAUACGAUGGCUCACGUCAGAAAACACAUGGUUGCUCAUACGAAGGAUAUGCCAUUCACCUGUGAGACUUGCGGGAAGUCAUUUAAACGCAGCAUGUCACUAAAGGUCCACUCUCUGCAGCAUUCGGGAGAGAAACCUUUCAAAUGUGAGAACUGCAAUGAAAGAUUCCAAUACAAGUAUCAGUUGCGCUCUCAUAUGAGCAUCCACAUCGGACACAAGCAGUUCAUGUGCCAAUGGUGCGGCAAGGACUUUAACAUGAAGCAGUAUUUUGAUGAACAUAUGAAGACGCACACUGGGGAGAAGCCGUACAUCUGUGAGAUCUGUGGCAAGAGCUUCACCAGCCGGCCGAACAUGAAGCGCCAUCGUCGCACGCACACGGGCGAGAAGCCAUACCCAUGCGACGUGUGUGGCCAGCGCUUCCGUUUCUCCAACAUGCUGAAGGCCCACAAGGAGAAGUGUUUCCGAGUCACCAACCCCAUCACCCCGGACAACAACCUGGCCUCCAGCCCGCCCCCCAACUCCAACCCCCUCCUCUCCCACCACCACUCCCACCCUCACCCUCACUCCCUCCCGCUACCCCUCCUGCACUCCCUGCCCCCCACCCUGCCCCCGCCCCACCACCUCCCACCCCCUCCGCCACUCUUCCCGGGCAGUCGGAUCAACGCCAACAACAACUGAACGGCAGAGAGCUAUUAUUUCUUCUCCUCUCCGUACAAAAGAGACAAGGAACUCUAACAAUCGGCUGAAGGUGCCCCCCCACCCCUUCCUCCCUCCCUCCCUCCCUCCCACCCCUCCCAUGUGUGACUCUGAAUAUACUGUUAACUGGGAGGAAAAUAUAACCAAAAGAGGCAAAUGUACUUAAAAGGAUGGGGACUUAAAGUCGACGAACCUUGGGGGGAGGGGGAAGGGGACAAAGAUCAUGACUUGUGUGACGAUAAAAACCUAUUUUGGUGUAUUAUUUACAGUAAGGAUGCAGACAAAUAAUUUUUUUUAACGUAUCAUAUAGGACAAGACUAGUGUGGACUGGUCUCAACCACUCAUAGACUUUAAUCGCUCACUAAAAAAACCAACCUGUGUUAGAACACAAAUAUCCCUACAGUAUAUAAUGCAAGAAGGACUCGUGCAGCUUUAUUGCAGAGUGCAUCUCGGGGGUGGGGAAGAAGCUAAGCAAGACGCCCUUAAUAAAUGUGUUCCUGAAAUACUUACUUAGCAAAGUAAUAUUGGGAGUCUUCCCAUAUCCCGUCGCUCCCCUUUUCCCUCGCCUCAAAUCUAUAACCUGCUAUUUUAUUUAACAAGGGUAAGACGAGCUGUGCUUGUGUGUGGCAAGCUUAACUAUUUACUGGAGCGCGUCUAACAGACUUGGCGUUUAUUUUUUAGCAGUCAAUGUGGGUGUUGAGCAAGUGAACCAUGACUUUGGUUAUUAAAGCAUGGAGCCCGCGACCUACUGUGGGAUCGAUUGAAAGGAGAGUGAGAAAGAAGGAGCUCUAUCUUGUGGGGGUGUGCAGAAGCCAAAGAGGGGGGAGACAGAUGGGCAAGGUCAGUCGUACGAAGUAGCUCUUCUGGCUAGGAAGCCGUGAGCCUGGGCACAACACUACUUUCUCCUGCCCCUCUGAGCCCACUCCAGCUCACCUUUGCUGUCCUUUGCUUGCAAACUUCAUGUAUGUUUCUGGGGAAUUUUUUUAAUAGCAAUUAGCACUUAAUCAUGGGCGGCGUAUCUUCUAACGGGUAAAUACUGUCGUUGCCGUUUUCUUGUUUCCGGAACAUUAAAAAAGAGAAAGGGCAGACUGUGUCAGUACUGGCCAAGGGAUUUUGAUGCAAAGCAGCCGAAUGAAUGGGAGUGAAACUAGUUAGUGUAACACUGAAAGAAAAGUGAUGAAUCCUGCUGAGCACCCGGCAAAAAGGAUGCAAUGAUCUGAGCUGGAGAAUCUCACAUGGUGGCAUUCAGAUGAGGAGCUUUGGGUCACUAAAGUCGCAGCAGCAAUCCUGUCAGUGAUUGUAUGGCUCCAAGCCAUAGUGAGCGAGGGCGUUUGUCCUGUUCAUUAAAUCUUACCUCACUUGAACACGAAAACAGGUGAAUUUUCCUUUCAAAUGUUGCCUUAGAUGAUUGAGUGCGUUGAGUUGCAAGCUUGGAUGGGGCAGUCAAUGAUGGACAUGGAUGCACAUCACAGAAGUGUUUCACCCUCCCUCCCUCCCUCCCUCCCCUUCCACCACUUCCAGCAGAUGUGGCUGCCGUUGACUCAUCUGGGGAUGUGCUCCAAUCUCAACUUACAGUGGUGUCUUUGUGAUAGAGUUGGGGGUUCACGUUUUGGAGAUGAACGAGUAGCAUGAUUACUCCAGUGAGUUGUAUGUGUUUCAACUGGUAUUUCAAUGUGUGUUUCAGAUAGGGACUUUGUCAAUGCACAGUUGAUCAAACACCAUCAGUUUUUCCUGACCAAGGACUUUCUGAUCUUGUCAGAUAGUGCCCAAGGACAAGGGAAUAUUGGGGUUGAUAGUUGACUUAUGUUGAACUUGCUUGAGCUUCUGGAAGGCUUCUAAUAAGUAGUCAGGCAAUAGCAUGGAGAUCCCCAGCAGGAUCACUUACAUUGCUAAGCUUUGCAUCAUACCAAGCAAAGGUAAGUCCAGUUUACCUACCACAUCUUCACCUCAAAAUGGUAGUCUGUGAAAGAUGCACAUUCGCAAGAAGUUAGACACAAAAUGCUGGAUUAAUUCAGUGGGUCAGGCAGCAUCUCUGGAAAAAAGGAAUAGGUUGCGUUUCAGGGCGAGACCCUCCUUCAGACAGGGGAAGGGGAGAGGGAAACUAGAGGUAUGGAAAGAUACAAAGAACAAAUGAAUGAAAGGUAUGAAAAUUACUCAUCAAAGCCAGCAACGAUGAUCAAGGAAAGGUGGAGUCUACAAUGGCCCAAUGAUAACGAGAAUUCAAACAGUGAAACUAGGCAGGACGGCAGUGGAACUAGCAGGAGGAUGGGGUGGGGGAGGGAAGGCGAGAGAGACAGAGAGGGAAUGCAGGGUUACUUGAAAUUAGAGAAAUCAAUAUUCAUACCGCUGGGUUGAAUUAGGACAGAAUAGACUAUACAUCUAGUUUCCUAUUGCAAUUACAGCAGGGUAAGUAGGUGAUCCAAAUACUAGGUGGGUUUUAAUUGCAGAAGGAUUGAAUUACAAGAGUAAAGUCAGGCUGCAGUUACUUAAGAGGCAUAAGAGACCACUGGUGCUGGAAUAUGGAGCACAAAUAGGGUCAAGUAACAUCAGUGGAGGCAAGUAGUUUCGGGUCAAGACGCUGCAUUAGGACCAAGAGUCGGUCCCGCUGGGAGGUCCCGACCUGAAACGUCGACAAUUCCUGGUCCCUCCACUGAUGCUGCCCAUCCCAUUGUGUCCCUCUAGCAAAGGUAGACACGAAGUGCUGAAGUAACUUACCAGCAUUUCUGGGGAACAUGGAUAGGUGGCGUUUCAGAUUGGGACCCUUCAGAGUUCCUCUAGUAGUUUGGUUUAUCACUGCAGAUACAUGUUGAGACCACAUCUGGUUUUGUUAGAUUGAUUGCUCAGUCCAAGAAUCAUUAUUUGAGGAGAGAUUCAGACUACUGGACGUAUAAUUCCCUGGUGUUCAGAAGAAUAAGAGGAGAUCUCAUUGAAACUUAAGAUUUUAUGUGCCAUGGUAGGAUGAAUGCUGAGAAGAUAGUUGUCCUGGCUGGAGAGUUUAGAUCCAGCAGAUUCUGUCUUGGCCACUUAGGACUAAGAGGAGGAGAAAUUUCUUAACUCUAAUUAAGGCUUGCGAAUGUUUGGAAUUCUCUAUUCCAGAAGACAAUGGAUGGUUAGUUUUUUAAUAUAUUCAAGACAAGAUUGUUAGAUCAUGGAAUAUAAGGAUGGUAUUGAUUUAUUAUUGUCAUGUGUACCGAGAUAUAGCAAAAAAUCAUGUGUACAUUGUCCCAUGCAAAAGAGAAAAUAAACAGAGUGCAGGAUAUAGCGUGACAGCUGCAGAGAAAGUGCAGGUUUAGAAAACGUGCAAGGGAUGCAAGUGGAAUAUCGGGAAUUUAUCCCCAGCAUUUAAGUGGUCUGUUCCAGAGUCUGAUAAUUAUGUAGGAAACUGGAAUUAGAGUUGAAUAUCAGUGAACUGCAGAGAAUAAGGGGAAUUGCGGCACAGCUGGUAGAGCUGCUACUUCACAGUGCCAGAGACCCAAGUUCGAUUUUGACCUCGGGGGCCGUCUAUGCAGAGUUUGCACGUUCUCCCUGUGACCGCGCGGGUUUCCACCCACGUCUGAAAGACAUGUUGGUUUGUAGGUUAAUCGUGUCUCUGUAAAUUACCCCUAGUCUGUAGGGAGUGGAUCAGAGUGGAUAACAUAGGAUUGGUGUGAACGGGUGAUCGAUGGUUGGCGUGAACUCGCUGGGCUGAAGGGCCGGUUCCCAUGCUGUAUCUCUCAACUAAACUAAACUAAAGAAGUCCCACAAAGGGUAAAACAGACCCUACCAUGCCCUCCUACCCUUGUCCUUGCUGGCAAACCUGAGCUUGCUGUACCUACUGGAUGCCGCUGAUGUUUUUCACUGUCCACAUCUGGAUCGUUGGGAGUUGCUACCAGGGUCUAAUGUGUCUCCACACGCUGCCAUUUUAGUUUUCUUCGAAUUGCUCAACUAACAGAUACCAGCAAACUGUUUUUUACACUUGAACACUAACAUAGGUUUUAAAAGCAUUUAUUACAUGGAGCGCUUAGGCAGUCUUCUGUUUUGAAACGAGACUAAAGCUGCAGUGAUUGCCUGCUUUGGGGCCUGAAAUGGUCUUGGUUUUUAAACAACUCGUACACUACACACUGCAUCUGCUUCACAGAUUUCUCUUUGUGUAAUUGUUGGAUGUCCUUUAAUUGCCCCGCCCCCAUUGUACUCUAGUACACAAUUAAAUAGUUGGCAUCCGUCCAUCUGCGAGAGAUGAUGGUGCAGAUUUGACGUUGUUCAGCUUGGAGAGGGGAAUGUUUCAUCUGUGGUUGCAUUUAUUGCUGUGGCUGACUAGUCCUCUCCUUGACAGGCAGACCCUCCCACAGGUGAAGUUGUUUCUGGCUGUUGGAUUGGGGAGUGUGUUAUUGUUGCUGUUGAGCAUUUAGUGGCGAUGAUGCCUGGUCUCCAGGGUCUUGAACCAUGUGCUUCAUACCCGCCUGGAGGUCCUUUCCUCCUCUCACACAAUGAAGUAAGGCUGGAAAAAUGAUGGCUGCUCAUUUGAAAUAAGUGAAUCGGAAAUGACAUAAUCAAUCAGCAACAUUAAUCUUACAGAAAAUCACUGUCUUUUAUUGGGGAGAAGUUCACGUCAUAGAAGCAGAAUUAGACCAUUCAGCCCAUUGAGUCUACUCUGCCAUUCAAUCAUGGCUGAUCUAUCUUUCCCUCCAACCCCAUCUAUUAACCUCUCCCCAUAAGCUUUUAUACCCUUAUUAAUCAAGAAUCUGUCAAUCUCUGCAUUAAAAACACCCAGUGACUUGGCCUCCACAGGCCAACUGUGGCAAUGCAUUCCACAGAUUCACCACUCUGUCUAAAGAGAUUCCUCCUCAUCUCCUUUCUUAAGGUACGUCAUUUUAUUCUGAGGCUGUGGCCUCUGGUCCUAGACUCUGUUGUGCAGGUCUUCGAAGAAUCAUUUGGUGGCAAAUAACAGGGGAGCGAAAGUAUGUUUGCAAGUGCACUGUUAACACAGACUAUAUUUUAGAUAUUUAACGUGCAGUAUUUGUCUUUGCACAGAGGGAAGGAGGAAUGUGUCAAGUGAAGCAUCGCAGUAUUUUUAAUGUGCUCUUUAUCGGAUACAGAGUUUAAAAUGUUAAAUAAAAUAAAAGGUUAGUUAUUAUAAAAACAUAGGACUUUUUUAAUAUUAAAUGUUUUUAAUACUUUAGAAUUCUGCCUAUUUUGCUCAUCGUAAAGAGAAGGAAUUGGAGGGGAACCACACUUUAAGCAAUAGUUAAAGCAAGGGGUUAGCAUUUUAAUGUUUCUCACAGUACUGAUAAUUCAGCACUUUUCAUUAUGUCUUGGUGUACUGCUAUAGGAGCCCUCAGCUAGUCAUUGGCAGAUAAGCCCUCGUUUUUUAAAAACCUCCUGCAUAGGAACCUACCACAGUGCUGCAAUUCUUUGCAGUUUUGGAGUGAAGGGGGAGUUGUCACAUUGUGACUUUUUUUGCACAAAGUUCAAGGUUAUUGUGUAGGAAGGAACUGCAGAUGCUGAAUAUCAACACAAAAUGCUGGAGUAACUCAGUGGGUCAGGCAGCGUCUCUGGAGAAAAAAAAUAGGUGACGUUUCAGGUUGAGACCCUCCGUCAGGCUGAGAGCAGUCAGUCUGAAGAAGGUUCUCGACCCGAAACGACACCUAUUCCCUUUCUCCAGAAAUGCUGCCUGACCGGCUGAGUUACUCCUGCAUUCUGCGUCUAUCUUCAGUUCAAGGUUAACUUUUCAUUUGCAGUGAUCCUUCCCCUCAAACCCACAGUCACACCUCUAAACUGCAUUAGCCAGAGGGAACGUGUGAUUGUGUCCUUCCCUUUUUUUGUAGCCAAGAUCUCUUUGUAUCAUUGAAUGGGGGUGGGAAAUGUUUGAAUUCCAUAAUCCUAUUUUUAAAAAAGAGUUUUGAUAAAAAAGUUUUUGACAAAAAUUAUCCCAAAGAAAGCAAUAAAUGGACAUUUAGCAGGACAAACUCACACAGGUUAACUGUAUGUCUUUGUGUCUCACAACAACAAUGUUAAGAGGAUUUUUAUUUUGUUUUGGUGGCACUACCUUCGGUGAGUCUUAUUUUUGUUUUUUUGAAUAAAUCCUCAUUCCAGUUGCGGCAAUUUCAGGAACUCUCAUCCUUUAUCAAGCCAAACGCACGUUACGUUCCUGUCGGAUGUAAUUCUGCUUGGCCAUAAUAUGGUCUGCCCCUCUCUUGAGGCUGAAUGGGUUAAAGAUUCGGACACAUUCUGCUUGGAUAUUAAAUUCAAAGGUAGCUACGUCUGAGGGUCAGAGUUGAAGGGUGAGAGUUAACAAUGAAUCGGAUGAUUUAACCCUUUGUUGGCAUCCAUCACCUUACCACAAAUGUUACUUUUCACUGUACUGCCCAGUAUCACGGGUGAAUUUCUUCAUGUGCUUCAUUUAGGUAAGCUAUUUUUUAUCCAUGAAAUCUUGCACCUUAUCCCUAUUUAAUAGUCCUUUCUACACAGACCAGAGGGGUGGGAUGGUUGGUUGGGGGUACGGUGGGAGGGAGGGGGG